Messenger RNA from Oncorhynchus tshawytscha (Chinook salmon), 8631 nucleotides. Its product is annotated as cytospin-A. Gene Ontology annotation, molecular function: protein binding. Bases 3865 to 7245 code for a protein of 1126 amino acids. The record is from RefSeq and is a predicted model, not a curated record. Lineage: Eukaryota; Metazoa; Chordata; Actinopteri; Salmoniformes; Salmonidae. Gene Ontology annotation, cellular component: microtubule organizing center; filamentous actin. The transcript is spliced from 15 exons. Gene Ontology annotation, biological process: actin cytoskeleton organization.
GUUAUAGUUUUGGUUUUGUACACCAGCUGUUAAUACAAUAUUUUUGGUUAUGGAAAAUAUAUUUCACAGCUGUUUAGAUGGUACAAUGAUUCACUACACUAGCUUGUUUUGUCAAAAACUGAAAUUAAGUGAACUAUUAGAAUUUUAGGCCCCACCAACCAGGAAAUGGUGGGGAAAUUUCUGCGUAGUGCAUCAUUAAGCUAUAUUUUUAUGAUCUGUUCUUCAAUGUCUUGUCCAAGGAAUGUGAUUUAUGCAAUAGGUAUUAGGCCUAGCCUACUCCUGUGUCUCUGCAGCCUGCCUUCUGGAAAAAUGUCCCAAAGUGAAAAAUCUUCAGUUCUUGGAACUGUUCCUCUUGCAGUUUGAAAGGAAACCCCUGCCAAACAAAGCACAUUCCUAAAGCUGGAGGUUCCCUCAGCACUAGCCCUUGGUCAUGACACUCAGUUCCAUUAUAUAUAAGUAAUUGGACGAAGGCUUCUGUAGGGUAAGUUUUGUGAAGAGCCGCAAUGCUCGGCCUGAACAUAAACCGUACCGCGAGCGAUAGUGUGUUGAAACCUUAUCUUUCAUAUCGGCGAGUAAUAAAAAGUUUAAUUGAUACACGCCUUUUAUAGGGUUAGUGUUCCCACAUGGUCAUAUUUCCAUGUCACAGCGCUUGUUUACGGAAAACAGAUGGAAGACUGAGUGGGCUAUCUGUGCUAAUUAGCUAUCUGUGUCUCCGAACACCUGUAAACGGAAGAACGAUGCCACAAAGUUGUCACUGAAAAAUACUGGUGGCUGCAAAUGUGUUUAAAGCGGGUUAAAACAGUCAGGGUGUAUUUUGGAUUUGAAAAUAGAAGGGUAUAUGUUUCUAGAACUGGACCAUAAUUGAGAAUCGAUUUAGAUGGAGUAUUUGGCUGUUUUGGCUUCCAGAGCCAAUUCCCCCUUUAAACAGAAUAUGUUUGUGCAUGUGUGAUUGUGUCCUCCUUUGUGAGUGGGCUCCUCCUUUUGUGAGUUGUUCACCAAAAUCCCCUAACCUCCCAUACAAGACGGUCCUAGCCAUGUUUUCUGCACUGCAUAGCACAGUGUUUCCCAAUCCAGAAUAAUAGGUACAUGAUAGUGUUAACUUGGCUAAGAUCAAGUGUAGGGUUGCAAAAUUCAGGAACUUUCAAUAAAUUCCCUGGUUUCCCGAAAUCCCAUUUGGAGGAUCCCGGAACCAGGAGGGAAUAAGCAGAAAAUGCAGAGUCCUCCAACCAGGAUUUUUAGAAAACCAGGGAAUUUAUUGAACGUUGCCAGAAUUUUGCAACCCUAAUCAAGUUUAGUAUCUGUUCUUAUCAGUUUAUCUAAUACAUCCCCUGUCGGGGGAUUACUUAUUAAAUGGGGUUUUCAAAUAGGGAGUGGGAAAUGGGAGUUGCUCCACUUUAUUUAUUUAACUGGGCAAGUCAGUUAAGAACAAAUUCUUAUUGACAAUGACGACCUAGGAACAGUGGGUUAUCUGCCUUGUUCAGCAUCUACCCGGUAUUGGAGUACCCCCGGGAAUGGUGCACCACUUUUCAGGGGGUCACCAGAGGGUUUCCAGGUCAAAUCUCUGGUCUGAAGUGAGCUGGCAACUGGAGGGUUGCUGCUGGUAUCAAGUCCUAAAUGCCAUUGCCAGCUGUUGUGCCCUUGAGAAAGGCACUUAACCCCCAAAACAACUGCUCCACAGGUGCCCAGUGUGGCAGCCCCCUCCUCCAACCUCUCCUAUCCUGUAGAGGUAUGUGUAUCUUUUGGACGGGUUGAGAUAAAGUGGAAGUCACAUUUCGGGUUGGACCUUGUGAUCUUAAAAGGAAAAAUGUUUUGGUUGGAUCUGUUAGGACUGGCUCUUUGGCUUUGGAAGAUGUUUGACUGUGAGAUCAGAGGUUAGUAUACUCAGUGUAUGUUGACUAUAAGAAAGGCAUUGAAGUAUUACUUCACACCUGAACCUGAUGGUCUACAGAAGACAUUCCAUCAUGUUACUCUAUGAAGAGUGAGCAUAGACUGAAGGUCAGUUUAUUCCCCAGUCUCUGUCACCCAGUCCCGUUCAUUCAUAGCUACAGAAAAGAGCAGCCCUCUAGGUCCAGGUUGUGUGUUUGGGUGAUCUGGUGUGACUCACAUCUCAGCUACAGACAACUGCUACAGACAACUGUAGCCUACCCAGUAUGUGUGUUGAGAGCCCAUGUCAGCAGCUGGCAAUAUGCAUUGCACAAUCCAAACAGAGGUCAGAUGGAGGUGAGAACAGGCCUACGCACACCUGACUGGAAUGUAUAGGCUUCAGUAGAACACUCAUUGCUGCAAGAUGUCCCUAUUUCUGUGUUUUUGUUUUGCAUUAUAGGGGCAAUUGUAAAGGAAUAUUCCAAUGCUAAUUUUACAUUAAUACUGCCAAUAAGUGGAAUGUUUAUGUUACUGUAUUGUAUUUCCCUUUAGUUAUUUGAACAUUCACAGUCUGGCCUGUCUCUUGCCCUCUGGCUGUUCAGGAAUGUGUACACUAGAUAUAUUUCAAUGGGGGGUCUGAAUAAACAAGCACCUCCCCACCACAGGGUUGCAACACACACACACACUUGCGCACAGCUGAGAGACAUUAGGCAGAGUUUAGGCCCACUCCUCAUGAGCACAAGCACUCUGCUGCUCUGCCAUAAAUGAGGUGAGGGAGGACAACGGGGAACUGUUAGAAAAGCUCUGGAAAGAUCUCAUAACUCCAACACAAGGACCAGACGGCGUGUUCUCUUUAUUUGCAACUCUUUUUGAUGGAUUAUGUCAGUUAGUCUAAAGAAGAAAGAGAAUUGAAAGAGUUUUGGCUUCAAGUUGGAAUUUCUUAAUAUGCCAAACAAGAGUUUAGGAAAAGUUCACUUUGUCACAGGCACAGAUAAUUGUCUUUAACCAGAAAUGCUCCCUAUGUAAUUUAUAUUUUAAAAUGAAGCAAGUAUAAUAUUUACUCUUAACUCUUUGUCUUCCUAAUUGAUUAAACAAUGAGAGACUUUCCAGGCAGAGAGUUUGUACUUCCAUCUGCACCCAUCUUAAGAGCAGGCACAAAGACACCCAGAAAGCCUGUUUUGGUUUAAUGGUCACAUAGGCUAUGCAGUGAGGUAUAGUAUAGCCAGAAGCAGCAGGUUGGGUUCGAUCGUAGGAAUCUUAGGGGAGAGCAUACAGAAAAGGUUUUACUGAGACCCCCCUCCCCCUCAUCUCAGGCAGUAUAAUUUAAAUUUAAACCAUGUCCAUAUCUCUAAGAACUGUAUUGCCUUGCCGAGCCUUUUGGAAAGCCAUUACUCUGCUAAUUGGUUCACCCAUUUAGCAGAUUUUGUUUAUUUUUAGGCUAUUCUCAGUGCUCUUCUCUUGCAAUGUUACACAACCAUUCCUUGAAGACAAAAAGUAAAAUGUUCUUGUGAACAACACCUAGCCUAUUUUUUUUACUUCUUGGUGUGAUUUUAUUUUAUUUUGUUCAGGAUGAAAAAGACUGCCUCAUUUGUCCUUUAACACUGUUUUAUAAGCUCUGCUGUCAUACAGCCCCAAAUACUUUCCCUACCUUGGUCAUCAUGACAGCAAGGCCAGUUGUCCAUGCACCUGGGUGAGAUGUGAGCUAAUACACAUGGAUUGUGUAUUAAAUCUUCAUCUGUGACAGUAAGAACUUCUGACCGCAGAACAACCCCAGUUAGACCCAAACCAGCCAGUGACUGCCAUCUAGUGGAGUUGACAGUCAGGAAAUCUGAGACUGAGCAAGAUGAAUUCCAAAGGAGAAUGCCUUGUUUUCCAGACUUGUGGAGAUAAGGUGUUUUCCUUUUUAUGGAAAUUGUUUCAAUGAAAUGUAUUUGAUUGUAAUCUUUCCACUGAUGUGUUGUCCUUAACCUCUUUUGUGUGUCCACACUGAGGUGUAAAUGUAUGGGUAUCAGAGAGCCCAGUAUGAAGAAGACAGGCAGGCCGGUGGGGACUAAGGCUCAGAGUGGAGAGAGGGGGAAGACUGAAGGCACUGCUACAGGAACCACCGGCAAGGCUGCAGCCAAGACCACCACAACAGCACCACUGUCAAAGGUUAAAAGCAAUGAUGAUCUGCUAGCAGCAAUGGCAGGGGGAACUCCAGCUACGAACCGCACUGUGACCAAGAAUAAGAGGUCUGCCUCCACGGGGAACAGCAAUGGUAACCCAGACAGUAAACCAAAGACUAGCACAGGUUCCUCAGCCAAACGUGUGACGUCCUCGACCUCCAAGGAGCCCAGCUCAUCAAGGGAUCGUCUGCGGACAUCCAGAACAUCGCCUAGUAAGAAGCAGUCAUCAGGGGCAGGGCAGGGAGAUGUGGCCCAGGGAAAGCGCUCUCGCAGCCAGCAGCUAGCAGAGAGCCGCAUGAACAAGUCUAAAUCAGACAGCCAGAUCAGUGACAAGGUGGCCCUGGAGGCCAAGGUGGAGGACCUGCUGGGUUUGGCCAAGAGCAAAGACGUGGAGAUCCUGCACCUACGCAGUGAGCUGAGAGAUAUGAGGGCUCAGCUGGGCCUGGGACGGGAAGAGGUGCCCCCAGAGGAGGGAGAAGGCGGAAGGGGGGAGGAGAAGCCCCUGGAGAGGGAGGUGUCGGCCAUCACAGCAGCGGACGUGGAGUCCACGCUGCUCCUCCUGCAGGAGCAGAACCAUGCCAUCCGUGAGGAACUGAACCUGUUGAAGAGUGAGAACCGCAUGCUGAAGGACCGACUCAAUGCGCUUGGCUUCUCCCUGGAGCAGAGGCUGGAUGGCUCUGACAAGCUCUUUAACUACGCCUCCCUGAGCCCAGACCUGGCUGCCAGCAGCAGACACAGCGAUGGCAGGUGCACUGGUACCCUCACUUCCUCUGUGGAGGGCUCUGCUCCGGGCUCCCUGGAGGACCUGCUGACGGACCAACAGCACGGCGGUUCAUUGGACAACUUGGACAGUGAGUCCAGCGAGGUCUACCAGGGUGUCACAUCCAGCGACGACGCCCUGGACGCCCCCUCCGGAGCCUCCUCCUCCUCUGAGUCUGAGAGCCUGCCCAGCCGAGAACGCUCGUGCCGGGGCAGCAGCGGCAACGCCAGCGAGGUGUCUUUGGCCUGCCUGACAGAGCGAAUCCACCAAAUGGAGGAGAACCAGCACAGCACGGCCGAGGAGCUGCAGGCCACACUACAGGAGCUGGCUGACCUGCAGCAGAUCACCCAGGAGCUGAAUGGAGAGAACGAGAGGCUAGGGGAAGAGAAGGUAAUCCUCAUGGACUCUCUGUGUCAGCAGAGCGACAAGCUGGAGCACUACGGCCGGCAGAUUGAGUACUUCCGCUCUCUGCUGGACGAUCACCACGUGUCCUACGUCCUGGAGGAGGACAUCAAGAGCGGCCGCUACAUGGAGCUGGAGCAGCGCUACAUGGACUUGGCCGACAACGCCCGCUUCGACAGGGAGCAGCUACUGGGGGUGCAGCAGCACCUCAGCAACACACUGAAGAUGGCUGAGCAGGACAACACCGAGGCCCAGGAGUUGAUCGGCGCUCUGAAGGAGAGAAACCACCACAUGGAGCGCAUCAUGGAGUCAGAGAGGCAGGACCGGGGGGCCAUGGUGGCAGCGCUGGAGGAGUACAAGGCGGCGGUGAGCAGUGACCAGGUAGAGCUGAGCCGCUGCAGGGCCCAGCUGGACCAGGAGAGGCAGAAGGUGGCUGAGCUCUACUCCAUCCACAACUCUGGAGACAAGAGUGACAUCUGCCAGCUGCUGGAGGGUGUUCGGCUGGACAAGGAGGAGGCAGAGGGCAGGGCUGCCAAACUGCAGGAGGACCUGGGCCACGCCUGCAGUGAUGUCACCAAGCUGCAGGACACCCUCAAUAAGCUGGAUGGGGAGUACCAGGACUUCCAGGAACAGGUACAGAAGCAGAUGGCUGAGCAGAAGCGUGGGCUGGAGAAACAGCACGGUGAGCUGCUGGAGAAGGAGACUGAGAUCGGGGACAUGAAGGAGACCAUAUUUGAGCUGGAGGAUGAGGUGGAGCAGCACCGAGCAGUCAAACUCCACGACAACCUCGUCAUCACAGACCUGGAGAACUCUGUGAAAAAACUACAGGACCAGAAGCAUGACAUGGAGCGGGAGAUUAAGAUCCUCCACCGGAGGCUGAGGGAAGAGUCGGCAGAGUGGCGUCAGUUCCAGGCUGAUCUGCAGACGGCUGUGGUCAUCGCUAAUGACAUCAAGUCGGAAGCACAGGAGGAGAUUGGGGAUAUGCGUCACCGUCUCCGCGAGGCCCAGGAGAAGAACGAGAAGCUGGGCAAGGAGCUGGAGGAAGUCAAGAACCGCAAGCAGGAUGAGGAGAGGGGCAGGGUGUAUAACUACAUGAAUGCAGUGGAGAGGGAUCUGGCUGCACUGAGGCAGGGUAUGGGCCUGAGCCGUCGCUCCUCUACCUCCUCAGAGCCCUCUCCCACCGUCAAAACCCUCAUCAAGAGCUUCGACAAUGCCUCCUCACAAGGUACCCCAACCUGCGAGUGCCUAGUCCCCCCGACCGCUGCCCCUGCUGUCACAUUACCACGCACUCCCCUGAGUCCCAGCCCCAUGAAGACCCCUCCUGCUGCCGCCAUCACACCCAUGCAGAGACAGUCCAUAACUGGGUCCAUCUCAGCAGCCAAACCCCUCUCCUCUCUUAAUGACAAAAGGCCCAGCUACACAGACAUCAGCAUGCCAGCAGAGCAUCAUCUUAGGGGCUCCUCUGCCAGCCGCCCUGCCUCUGCUCUGCAGAGGGUCUCAAACAUGGACUCAUCUAAGGCCAUGGCCAUAUCAGUGUCCCGCAGGAGCAGUGAGGAGAUGAAGAGGGACAUCUCUGCCCCUGAGGGUGGCACCUCGUCCUCUCUGAUGACCAUGGGCUCUGCUUCCUCCCUGUCCUCCUCCUCUCCCACCGCCUCCGUCACCCCCACUGCACGCAGCCGCCUCCGAGAGGAGCGGAAGGACCCCCUCUCAGCGCUGGCCCGGGAGUAUGGGGGUUCCAAGAGGAACGCACUGCUCAAGUGGUGCCAGAAGAAGACUGAGGGGUACCAGAACAUCGACAUAACAAACUUCAGCAGCAGCUGGAACGACGGCCUUGCGUUCUGCGCUGUGCUACACACCUACCUGCCUGCUCACAUCCCCUACCAGGAGCUCACGAGCCAGGACAAGAGGCGAAAUUUCACACUAGCCUUCCAGGCUGCAGAGAGUGUGGGGAUCAAGUCCACUCUGGACCUCAAUGAGAUGGCCAGUACUGAGAGACCAGACUGGCAGAGUGUGAUGACCUACGUCACGGCCAUCUACAAGUACUUUGAGACCUGAUGUGAUUUCCCCACCCAACACUGCAAGCACAACCUGCAGCCCUGCUCGGAAGCUCCUCUGACCUCACUGCACCUCCAACACUUCAACUCGACAUUCAACUCUGGUGUUAUAGCUCACUUCACUGAACCACCCUUCAUCCCAGCCGUGCCACACGCCGGCCACUCUGUCUCUGGUCUAGAGGCCUGCUAGUUUUGAAUCGCCAUAAGAAACAUACAAAUAAGCUCACUGCAAGCUAUUCAUAAUAUUGCUAUUGUGAACAGUCUUGCCCUUUUCACUGACAACUUAAGUGUGAUGGACACACAGCUUAAGGGCACUUCAAGCACCUAUUCAGGGCCUGCUCUGUUGGGGAUUCUAUUUUUACUCUGAUCCGCUACUGGAUAACCCGGUUGAGAUGACCCUUAAUCCAAAUGAUCUGGUUAAACCAGUUGGAGAACAUGCUACAGACUAUCCCAGUCGUUGUGCCUUGCACCCAGCCUUUACUCUUCUAGUCAAGGGGUUAUCCAAAAUGUUUCAGCCAAACCAUACCCAUUGUGUGUAGUAUGUUCAUGGCACUUAUUUUCUAUGGAAAUAAGAGGGACAAAUGGAACACUUUGUCAGGUGCAGGUUAAUCUUUUAUCAUGGAUUAAGUGCCUGUUUAAAUCGCAUCACUGACUUCCUAAGAGGUUGUAGCAAAAAUGUCUCAAUGAAACUGUUUCAAUGCUCCAUGCUUUCAAAGCAUCUUUGGAGAAAUCGAAGUGAAGCUUUUUAGAAACACUAGUUAUUCAGCAGUUAUAUGAAAAACACUAGCUACAUCAUAAGGGAUAAAGCUGUCAGGUGCUCUCACGAUCACCUGUUAGAUUCAAGCUACAAUGUUGAUGUGCUUUUGGUCUGUUUUUAGGAGCGUGAACAUUGCUACAGUAGCAUUUUGUAUUGGUAACAGAGACCAAUGAACUUUACGGGACCAACACAAUGCCUCUCCGUGACAGCUUUCUCACAUAGAACUGUCUUAAUCCUGAACCAAAAAAGGAAUGUGUUUUUUCCUUAUGUGAAGUCCAGGGCUAGACUUGGCAAAAGCCCUGCUUCUUGGUGAUUUGAUUGGACUGUUUGGCCAGGAUGUUGAGUCUCAAGGUUGAAUAUUCUUCAUAGUCACUUUUGUUGUCGUCAUCAAUCAAGAUUGGAAAAGUUUUUCAACUGCAAAAUGCAUCAGUUUUGCUGUUGGACCCAAAUGUAUUAACAUAUUGUUAGUGUUGACACAUUACUUCCACCAACAGCAGACUGAUUUGCAUUCCAUACAUUGAACUCCCAGGAUUGUUCACAGUCCAGUGCUCUUGAACUAUAAGAUUGAUGUGUUAUUAGAUACUCUGAGCUCAAUUCACAAUGGAUUUAACUAAUCGUGUGUGUGUGUGU